Messenger RNA from Eublepharis macularius, 3068 nucleotides. It is a transcript of the gene SLC30A6, whose product is annotated as solute carrier family 30 member 6. Bases 44 to 1426 code for a protein of 460 amino acids. Lineage: Eukaryota; Metazoa; Chordata; Lepidosauria; Squamata; Eublepharidae. Gene Ontology annotation, molecular function: monoatomic cation transmembrane transporter activity. The record is from RefSeq and is a predicted model, not a curated record. Gene Ontology annotation, cellular component: membrane. Gene Ontology annotation, biological process: transmembrane transport; monoatomic cation transport. The transcript is spliced from 14 exons.
CCCGCCUUUUCUGGCCCCUUGUGGGAGCCGUUUGUUCCUCAAUAUGGGGACAAUACAUUUGUUUCGCAAAUCACAAAGAUCCCUCCUUGGCAAAUUAACACAAGAAUUUAGAUUAGUAACAGCUGAUCGAAGGACCUGGAAAAUCUUGCUGUUUGGUACAAUAAAUUUAGUAUGUACUGGCUUCCUGCUGAUGUGGUGCAGUUCUACAAACAGUAUAGCUUUAACUGCGUACACCUACCUGACCAUCUUUGAUCUUUUUAGCUUAAUAACAUGCUUAAUAAGUUAUUGGGUAAUGAUGAAGAAGCCCAGUCCAACUUAUUCAUUUGGGUUUGAGAGAUUUGAAGUGCUAGCAGUAUUUGCUUCCACAGUUCUUGCACAACUUGGAGCUCUUUUUAUACUAAAAGAAAGUGCUGAACGAUUUCUGGAGCAACCAGAGAUACACACGGGUCGAUUGUUGGUUGGUACCUUUGUGGCACUCUCUUUCAACCUGUUUACAAUGCUUUCUAUUAGAAACAAGCCUUUUGUUUAUGUCUCUGAAGCUGCAAGUACAAGCUGGCUUCAAGAACAUGUUGCAGACCUCAGCAGGAGUUUAUGCGGCAUCAUUCCCGGAUUGAGCAGCAUCUUCCUUCCACGAAUGAAUCCAUUUGUCUUAAUUGACCUUGCAGGAGCUUUAGCUCUUUGUAUUACAUACAUGCUAAUUGAAAUUAACAAUUAUUUUGCUGUUGACACUGCAUCUGCAGUAGCCAUUGCCUUGAUGACAUUUGGUACCAUGUAUCCCAUGAGUGUCUACAGCGGAAAGGUAUUACUUCAGACAACACCAUCUCAUGUGAUUGGACAGCUAGAUAAACUUAUAAGAGAGGUUUCCACUUUAGAUGGCGUCUUAGAGGUUCGAAAUGAACAUUUCUGGACACUGGGUUUUGGUACUCUGGCUGGAUCAGUACAUGUAAGAAUUCGGAGAGAUGCCAAUGAACAAAUGGUACUUGCUCAUGUGACCAAUCGAUUAUAUACUCUAGUGUCCACUUUGACUGUUCAAAUUUUCAAAGAUGACUGGAUCAGGCCUACCUUGGCCUCUGGACCUAUUACCAGCAAUAUGCUGAAUCUUUCAGACCAUCACAUCAUUCCAAUGCCACCUUUAAAGAUGGCAGAAAACUCUAAUCCUGCUACAUCUACUCCAGCUAAACCAAGCAGCCCACCUCCAGAAUUCUCUUUUAACACACCAGGCAAAAAUAUGAACCCAGUCAUUCUCAUGAACACUCAAACCAGACCUUAUGGUCUGGGGUUCAACCGUGGAACAGUACCUUACAGCAGUGUGUUCACUCAAGGAUUUGGAAUGCCAGGAAUGGGAGCAACCCACGGAUUCAGGACUGGCUUUAUAAAUGCCCCCCACAGAUACGGAACUGGCACUCAAGAUCAGUCCAGACCGUAAUAACCAUUUCCUCUAUUUAUUGUUUGACUUUUUUCACUUAUUUUAUUGCUCACCUUUUACAAGACCAUUCAAAUGUUCUAGGUGACUGGGAUCAAAUAUUUCCAAAAAUCAGGAAAAUGUAUGUUUAUGUUUUCAUUUAAUCUUAAAGCAGUUACUGCUGUCAAGAACUGCCCCAGCUUGACAAAUAAACAGCUUAAUUAUAUUCUUAUUCCCCCCCCCCUAAUUUUUACAGCAUAAUAUGAAUGGAAUUUCAGAAAAGAACAAAGUUGCAAAGGAAUGGGUUUUGUAUCCUUUUCUUCAUCUGAUAAUUAGGGAGUGUUCUCAGUUGAUGUAACGUUCUUAAUUUUCUAAAAUUUCAGUGCCUCUGAUGCAAUCAUAUGAUCAUUUUUAAAGUCACAUUUUCCUUCACUGGAAAAAUGUUUGCUAUAAAAAUACCUACUUGGAGGUAAAACAGAUUUCUGAAAUCCACUUUUGACAUGAAGGUAUUAUUGUUUUAUCUAUAUCACUGUGAGGUUUACAAAACUUCUGUUGGUUCUUUUACAGUUGUAACUAUUGCAGAUUCAUUUUUAUGUCCAUCUUCUUUGCUGGACAGUAUGCUGGAAAAUAAAGUAUUAAACAUGGAAAACUGCUUUUAAAACCUGUUAAUCUUCUUUGAAGCAUUUAGAGAAGAUGCAUUUGUAUGAUGAUUGGGUGUUUUUGUUAUCUUACUAGAAUCCAGAUGUUUUGAGAACACUACUUUUCAAAUUAGUCUGCACCUGCUUUUAAAUAAUAAUGAUACCUCUUCGUAAUAAGGAAGAGGCUCAUACAGAAUGUCUAGCUCCUUACCCUGUAAUUUUCAUUAAUGUUCCCUGAGAAGGAGGUGCAGCUUAAAUAUUUGUGAUGCUUCUCUUUAUGGUUAGAUAGAAGACUGCUUGGUUUGUGUUCUAACUGAUUUCUCAUAUAUUGGGGGAAAAUUGCAGCCAGUAUCCACUUUUCUAACAUGGAAAAUCAGUGUGGCCGGUUCUCCUCCCAAAAAAUUACACUAUAACAGCAUUCCUGGAAUCAAAUAGCUAUCAUAGGAAUGUGGAAUUUCCCUUCUCCUUCAAAUUGUUCUUCAAGAAUAAAGACAGCAUAUUACAUUGUAUCCCUCAUGCUGGCGAUUCAAACGACCCUACUUACAAUCUGCAAGAAGGACGGAGGGGUGGGGGAUCUGAGUUCCUCCUUCUCCCUCCCCACAUGAUGGAUAGUUAACCUUCCUCUGCCUUUUCAGACUCAUCAAUUUAGUGGUAAACCUGUGCAGGGUCCUCUGUGAAGCAGGGCACUACCUAAGCAAAUUCACUUCUGUCAUUUGAUGCUAUAGUUUAGACUAUUUCCUCUGCCUUUUCUGUUCAAUGAGACUUUAUAGAAAUAAAUGGUUUGGGUCAUUCAAUGUGUGUUACAUUGAAAACAUGUUUGCUAUGGCUGAUGAGGAGUUCUUGAACUGGAAAGGUCAUAUUCUCCUAGGCUAAUAGAAGUUGGUCCAGUGAAAGACAUUCUCUUAUUCACUGUGUAUUGUUCUUUAAAUGUGUGUAAGUGUGGGAAUAAAUGAAUGGGCUCUGUCUGACUUAAUGACGUUUAUUUUAUUGUAUGAUGAUAAUCUUGCCUUUUCAAAUGUGUAAACAGA